Molecule: messenger RNA, 2061 nt
Organism: Dacryopinax primogenitus
Lineage: Eukaryota; Fungi; Basidiomycota; Dacrymycetes; Dacrymycetales; Dacrymycetaceae
Product: RNI-like protein
Exons: 2
Coding region: 1-2061 (686 amino acids)
Biological process (GO): SCF-dependent proteasomal ubiquitin-dependent protein catabolic process
Cellular component (GO): SCF ubiquitin ligase complex
Molecular function (GO): protein binding
Source: RefSeq, a predicted model, not a curated record
AUGCGCGCCCUCUCCUCGCCGCUCCCCUACCUGAUCACCUCUUCGCCUCCCCUCAUGCCGGCCUUGACCGUCGAGCCUGCUGCGCUUGAUGUGCUGCCCCUCCUUGGAGACUCUGACGAUGUCAAAAAUGCUGUUGUAACCGAGCCAGAGAUUCUUCCCAAUCGAUUUGAGGAGAUGUUACCACGCGAGUUGCAACUUCAAUGCAUUAAGGCUCUUAUUCUCAUCUGCGAUGAGGAUCACGUCCGCGACAUCAGAGACGGCCGAUGGACCGUCUUUCGUGCCUGCCAAGAACGGUGGGUUGGCUCUGUGAAGGGGUACAGGGAGAUCAUAAAGCUCUCUCGGGUAUCACAUGCGUGGCGUUCCCUUGCAUUUGACGGUCAACUGUGGUCAGCACUCGAUCUUGCACCUUACUCUCACAUCACGAAGGCCGGCGCUUACAGUCUUAUUUCGGCCGCCUCACCGUUCAUUAAACACGCAUCAAUAUUGGGCUUACCCCGCCUUUUCCCCAUUCUUGCUAGAAGCCUGACUGCACCAUACGCCCCCGGAACCCAGCUUCGUUCUCUGAAUUUGCGCGGCUGUCGUCACAUCAAGACCGGUCCACUCCACCUCCUUAUAUCGACAUCUCCCAUGCUCGAGAGCGUGAACUUCUGUGCUUCGGCUGCAGUUACCAACUUCACGACGACCCUGCUGGCUGCACAUUGCCCGGAACUCAAGGUCGUUAACGUGAACCGUUGUCCGUAUCUCAGCGGCUCCGGCAUAAUUGCACUCGGGUCUACUGCGGCUGGUCCGUUGGUAGGGUGCAAGCCGCCGAGGCGUUCAAAGAUUCGAGAACUGCGCAUUGCAGGGCUCAGAUACGCUAAUGUGGAUGUCCUAAGGUCUGUUGGCGAACACAUGCCCGAUCUGGAGGUCCUCGAUAUGAGCGGCAGCAGGCUCCUCGGGGACAGCGCCAUAGAGGCGCUGGUUACCUGCACAAAGGACAGCGACUGUUCCAAAGUGGCAUUGACAUCUCGAGAAGCCGGACACGACCCAGCAGAGAUGGCGAUUCAUUAUCGCCGUCUGACGAAGCUCCGCCAUUUGAACCUGUCCAGCUGUCCGGAGAUCACCGAUCGCGCAUGCUCCCAUCUUGCCCACGCUGUGCCGAACCUUGAAUUCCUGGAGCUGGCCGAUCUAGGCGGCGCGAUGAAGGACGAUGGCCUCGUCCAUCUGCUCGAGACUGCGCCGCAUAUACGUAAACUCGACCUGGACGAUGCCAUGGACAUCACCGAUAGCGUGCUGGACGCCCUUACUCCACCACCACCGGAUGGUCAUUCGUCACGUUCCAGUCUUCAACCAACACCAGGGGAGAAGCUCGAGCACAUCAUACUUUCUUACGCCACCAACCUUACUAAUGAAGGUGUUCUCCGUUUCAUUCGUGGUUGCCCCAAGCUUCGCAUUCUGGAGGUCGAUAAUACCCGUGUAUCCGAUAGCGUGCUUCGCGAGUUCGUUCGCAUAGUGCGCAAGCGGAAGACUGCUGGCGCGGAGAUGGUCGCUGUCGAUUGUCGCAGUGUUGGGAAGGCAGUGGUAUCCGAGCUUGCACAGCAAACUCGACCUCGACGAGGUUGGAAGGCGUGGGAAGCUCAGGCGAUGAAUUACGACGACGGUUCCCCUCAUAAUGAAGCACCCGGCCCGGGGCCAAGUUUGACUCCUGCCCAAGACGAAUGUGAUGAGACAAAGGUUGUCUUGAAGAGCUUCUGGAGUUGGCAAGCAGUUGAUACUGCAGCUGCUCUCCGUGAACGUAGAAAGCGGAUCGCUGGCAACCGCAGAUAUACGGAAGGCGACCUGCAACUUGCUCAUAUUGCUGGUCGUGGGAGACCUAAUCCUGACCUUGUCCGACAAGAACGACUGGAGGGUGAUGGCGCAGACGGAUCCCCUACACAAACGGGCGAAAGCAGACGCCGAAGCAGAUGGGUCAUUCGUUGGAGCGGAGGCCGCGGCGGUACAGGCGGCAGCAUGUACGUUGGAACAGAACCUGCUGUUACAGCAGACAACAUCGGCGACGAGCGCAGUUGUGUGAUUAUGUGA